ACCUGCCUUGAAUGAAUUUGUUGGAUAUCGCCUCAACAACUGUCAAUGGUCUUCUACAUGCAUUUAUUUUCCAGAGCUGAAAAUUGCAAUAAAAAGUAUGGACAGCAUGUCGCAACAGUCUGAAGAAGACAGCUAUUUUGUAAGAGAGCUUGAUAUAAAUGCUGGAUCUGUGCUCAAAGUGAAUCAGUGUUUAAAAGGCGACGUGGGCCAUGUGGUAUGGGAUGCGGCGAUUGUUUUGGCAAAAUAUUUGGAAACAAAGGCAUUUUUAAAGUCAAAUGGGUUGGCUUCGAAACAUGUACUUGAACUGGGAGCAGGCACUGGCAUCGUAGGACUUGUGGCAGCAACAUUAGGAGCCCACGUGACUUUGACUGAUCUGGAGGACCUACAGGCUCUUCUGAAAAAGAACAUCAAUGUAAACCAGUCGCUGAUAUCCGGGUCUGCCACUGCCAAAGUACUGAAAUGGGGUGAAAAUGCUUCAGAUUUCCUCCCUCCACCCGAUAUGAUUCUUAUGGCAGACUGUAUUUAUUAUGAACAGUCUGUCGGGCCCCUUGUGGACACGUUAAAGACUCUCGCUGGGCCGGACACCUGUGUACUAUGCUGCUACGAGCAGCGCACUGAAGGAGUGAACCCGGAGAUGGAGAGAAGGUUCUUUGAGCUGCUCCUGCAACACUUCAGUUCUGAAGAGAUCCCAGCAGAGCAGCAGGACCCGGAGUACAACAGCCCUGACAUCCACCUGCUGCAUCUCAGACGCCUCUGA
Engraulis encrasicolus (European anchovy) is the source of this 757-nucleotide messenger RNA. It is a transcript of the gene vcpkmt, whose product is annotated as valosin containing protein lysine (K) methyltransferase. Gene Ontology annotation, cellular component: cytosol; cytoplasm. The record is from RefSeq and is a predicted model, not a curated record. Gene Ontology annotation, biological process: peptidyl-lysine trimethylation. The transcript has 5 exons. NCBI's taxonomy places the organism in Eukaryota, Metazoa, Chordata, Actinopteri, Clupeiformes, Engraulidae. Gene Ontology annotation, molecular function: protein-lysine N-methyltransferase activity. Bases 98 to 757 code for a protein of 219 amino acids.